UAAUACGUUUGCUUAAUAUCUUGUCGAUUGUUUCCAUGGCUUUACCCUCAAAAGUGUAGCCAUUUUUGGUUUGUUGAUUCAACUUGGAUAAGCUUCGUCUGAGUUGUGGUUGAUACAAAUACGCCUAGUGUGUAUACAAUCUUUUCUUCCUUUUUGGUAACUACGUAAUUUUAUUUUCAUUCAAAAUUUAUAAGAUAUUUGAAGUAUCGUGUUACCUUAGAUUCAUUGAUAGUUAAGGAGAUGUUGUAUUUAUCUUCAUAUCCGUAUGCAUAACAUGAUCAAAUAUGGCCUCUAGAAUGCAGAAUCGGUCGUAUGCGCAUAUUUCAAACCGUUUUAUCGGUUCACACCAGGUUCAGUCAUUCUCCAUUUGAGUCUAUCAACGAACAUUUUGGAAAUGGAUCUGGACUUUGUAGUUUUCUGGUCAAAGACUUCGAUUGUAUUAAAAACUCUACUUAUGGAGCUUAUUGGAAGAAGAAUUUAUUUCGAAUUAUAAUGGUUUUCAGAUUAUUAAUAGUUUAAUAGAUUUAACAAAUAUUUUCUCUUUUUAUCCUUUACAGAAUAGUUAAUAAUUUUAAAGAUUUUCAUGCUUUUAAACUAAUUAAAUAUUAAAAAUUUAUAUAAAAUAUAUUUUUUUAAUAAUAUAUCUUUUAUUAUGUAAAAUAAACUUGAAAACAUUCAUAGAUACAUAAAAUUAUAUACAUGGAUUUAUAUUUAUUUUAAAAAUAUUAUGAUGUAUAAUAUUUUUGGAUAAUGUAAAAUAUAAAACCUUUUUAGAUAAUGAUGAUUAUCAAACUAAUAAAAUUCAUUUUUACUUUAUGGAUAAUUAUAUAUUAACAAUUUUUUUUAAAAAAAUAUCACAAUAAGUGAUUUUGAUAGUCUUAAAUAAUUUAAAAUAAUGAUUCAUUAAUCAAAAUCAUAAAAACAUGACAAAUAAACAAAAUACCUAAAAUCAUGGAGAGAGCAUGGCACAAAUUUAAUUCUCAAAUAAUAAAAUUUGUAAACAUAUAUAUUAUCAAUCCAAAAACCAUUAGAAUAAAUAUAACUACAUAAGGAAUUUAACUACAUAACUUUAAAAUAUUAUGGGACUAGAGCUGACAUUGUUUUGUUUUAUUUCUUUUAACUUUAGCUAGAUUACAUAUCUGUAAUAUAAUAAAAAAUGAUAUGUACGAUUAUGUUUCAAAAAAAAAUCUGUAGGAUUGUAUUUUAAAUAAAUUGUUUAUAUUUAAGAUUCAUAUUUAUCUCAAAAAGUUUUUCAUCCUUUUUUUUUUCAGUUUUGGAUCAAAGAAGUAAUCAUAUAAGGAACCUCAUCCCCUGUUGUAUUGAAGUCUUCUAUCUUACAAACCCCUAACACCUCAGAAAAACUUUCGUGAAUUCUUCUCUUAAGUAUAUCUUUUCUCCGUAGAUCUUUGACUCAUCCGUUAAUAUUUCUUUGCUUUCUGCUUUGGUGACUUUCUUGUUAAAUAAUAUUCGUUAGAACCCUUGUAAUUUUCUGCACUUACUUUUGAGUCUUGUGUGCUAACGAGAAUUGUACUUUUUAUUGUUUUUCCAGAUGUCGAUACAAAUCUUUAUUAAGAUUUUUACAGGCAAGACCUUAACUCUUGAGGUCGAAAGCUCGGACACCACUUGCAAAGUCAAAGAAAAGAUACAAGAUAAGGAAGGAAUCCCUACAUACCAGCAGAUGCUUGUCUUUGAAGAAGAGAUGCUUGAGGAUUGCCGUCCCUUGGCUAUUUACAAUAUCCAAAAAAAUUCAACCCUCCACAUGAUUCUCAGGUUCACAGGUAUGAGAAUCUUCGCAAAUAUUUUUGAAGGCAAGGCCAUAAUGCUUGAGGUCAAAAGCUCAGACACCAUUGACAACGUCAAGACAAAGAUACGAGAUAAGGAAGGUAUCCCCAACUACCAGCAGAUGCUUUUUUUUGCCGGGAAUAGCCUUGAGAAUGACCGUACGUUGGCUAGUUACAAUAUCCAGAAAGAGUCAUCUCUCCACUUGAUUCUCAGAUGUAGAAUGCGAAUCUUCGUAAAUAUGUUUGACAAGACCAGAAUAACCCUUAAGGUCAAAAGCUCAGACACCAUUGGCAACCUCAAGGCAAAGAUACAAGAUAAGGAAGGAAUUCCUAUCGAAAAGCAGAGAUUGGUCUUUGCCGGACGUAUUACGAAUGAUGACUAUACCUUGGCUGAUUACUGUAUCAAAAGGGAGAAUACUCUUCACAUGGUCCUCAUGUUGGGAGGAAUUAUGAAAAUCUUUGUUAAGACUUCUACAGGCAAAACCAUAGCCCUUGAGGUCGAAAGCUUAGACACAAUUGACAUGGUCAAGGCCAAGAUCCAAGAUAGAGAGGGAAUCCCUCCGCACCAGCAGAUGUUGUUAUUUGCCGGUAAACAGCUCGAGGAUGGCCGUUUGGUGGAUAACAGGAUCUGGAAUGAGUCAGUCCUACAAGUCCAGCGUGUAAGUGGUGGAAUGCAAAUAUUUGUGAAAACACUCUAUGAUAAAGUCCUUACCUUAGAAGUUAAGAGCUCAGACACCGUUUACCGUGUAAAGACAAAGAUUCAAGACACGGAAGGAAUCGCACCAGACCGCCAGAUACUCAUAUUUGCUUGUAGACAACUGGAGGAUGGUUACAGGCUUGCAGAUUAUAACAUCCAAAAGGAGUCAACACUUCACCUUGUGCGUAUUUUCACAUAAAAUAGACUUUAAUCUAUUCAUUUUUUUUCUUUGUUUUUAACUUAUUAUAUUGGAUUUUUUUUUCUUACGGGCACGAAUUCAAAUUUGUUUUUCACUAAUCUGAUGAUCACCUAAUUAAGAAUGACUAAAACACAAAAUAGAAAAACCGAGAUACCCCUUGGUAAGGAAUCAGCCUCGUGAUAUGAGGGAGAAUAAAACUCCGGCGAUAAGGGCGACUGGAUUGCCAAGCAUGGCGGAGGUGACAAACAACACGGCCAUUCCUUGACUCUGCGUUUCCUGUUAGGACUCAAACUAUAUCAACUCUUAAUAUCUAUUCUAUUAAAACAACAACCAGUUGAUAAAAUGUUAUGUCCAAUUUAUAAUUUCAACAAUACAUAUUUUUAAUAUAACUGCAACUAAAUAUAUAUAAUUUUCAUGUAACCUAUUCUAUUAAAACAACAACAUGAACAGUUGAUAAAAAAGUUAUGUCCAACUUAUAAUUUCAACAAUACAUACAUUUUUAAUAUAAUUGCAACUAUAUAUAUAUAUUUUUAUGUAACCACCACUUAAAUUGCCUAAUAAUCGGCAACCAUUUUUUGUAACUGCAUCCAUAUAUCUUUUUUUUUUAUGUAAUCACCACUGUUUUUAUUGUUUAAAACUAGGUUGCAUUGAAACGAAAACGGAUACGUUGAAUCGAAACGUUUUGAAACGUGGAAACGUGAUUUUUGAUUUUAUAUGCUUUAGAAACAUUUAAGAAACGUCUAUAAAUAUAUAUAUAUAACUGAUUAAUAUUUGCAUUCAUUUUUAUUAUAUUUACUAUAUCUUAGAAUGCAAAUAAACAAAUAUCCAUUAUAUUUAAUCAUACGAAAAAAUAAGUCAUUAUUAAACAUCAAAAUCAUAUAAAAAUUUCAAAAUAACAAAAACCCAAUACUUAAAUGUUAAAUAGUUUAACUAAAAUAAAAAUCAUAACAACAAAUCAUAACUAAUUGGAAAGUUUUAGCGUUUCCAGAACAGAAACGCGAGUUUCCAAAAUAGAAACACAAGUUUCCAAUAAGUUUUCAAACUGAGAUUUUUAAGAAACAAGUUUCCAAUGCGUUUCUACGAGUUUCCGAAAGAUUCUGAUUCCGAAACGUGAAACGUACCUUCAACCGAGUUUCCAUGCAACAUAGGUUCAAAACAUACCAAUGUUAAUUAUAGGGUUAAAUUUGUAUUUUUAAAAGCUAAGGUAUAUUGGGACAAAAUCAAUGGAUUUAAAGGUUUAAGGGGAAGAAUCCUUUUCAAUAUGGUUCAAUUGGCCAUUAUUUUUCAAAUUUGAACUCAUUUUAAGUUUAAAUCAUUAGAGAUGCCCUGAGCUUUAAUUUAUAUCAAGUUUCCAUAAUUUCUUCUUUUUUUAAUUCCUGGAGCCUGAAGAAUCUUUUUUCAUAAUUCUAGAUUCUACAGUUUUAAGUUUAUUUUGCACCCCUUUAAUGGUUUUAUUAUUUUUGUUUCAAAUGUGUUUCUCCUUACAAAGAUACAACACUUUUGUGUGUAUGUAUUUUUGUUAUGUAAAACUGGAAUCCCCCCCCCUCCCUAAAAAUACCUCACAAUGGGUUUGAAAUUUCUCUUCCUGGUGAACUCGUUGUUAGGUUAACCUUUUAUCAAUACGGCUAAGUUGGCCGGUAAAAAUAAAGAAAGGUCAAUUAUUAUCUUUGGUUUGACCUAUAUAUCAACCGAAAAGUAAACAUUUUAUCUAAGUUGCAUGGAAACUCGGUCGAAGGUACGUUUCACGUUUCGGAAACGUUUCGGAAUCAGAAUCUUUUGGAAACUCGCGGAAACGCAUUGAAAACUCGUUUCUUGAAAAUCUCAGUUUGGAAACUUAGUGGAAACUUGCAUUUCUAUUUUGGAAACUCGCGUUUUUGUUCAGGAAACGCUAAAACUUUUCAAUUAGUUAUGAUUUGUUGUUAUGAUUUUUAUUUUAGUUAAACUAUUUAAUAUU
Molecule: messenger RNA, 4631 nt
Organism: Brassica rapa (field mustard)
Lineage: Eukaryota; Viridiplantae; Streptophyta; Magnoliopsida; Brassicales; Brassicaceae
Product: polyubiquitin-like
Molecular function (GO): protein binding
Source: RefSeq, a predicted model, not a curated record